Messenger RNA from Penicillium verhagenii, 1065 nucleotides. RefSeq names its product RNA-binding protein. Gene Ontology annotation, molecular function: RNA binding. NCBI's taxonomy places the organism in Eukaryota, Fungi, Ascomycota, Eurotiomycetes, Eurotiales, Aspergillaceae. The transcript has 4 exons. The record is from RefSeq and is a predicted model, not a curated record. The coding region runs from base 1 to 1065 and encodes 354 amino acids.
AUGUCUACCGUUGAAUCUGUGACCGAAAACUUGGCUGCUGCCACCGUCAACGAGACCCCCAGCACCAACGGUACCGCGCCUGCCACCCAGGCCACCGACGCUGCAGUUGCUAGCGCCGAUGAGGGUCGUCGUCUGUACAUUGGAAACCUGGCUUAUGCCACCACCGAGGAGGAGCUGAAGGACUUCUUCAAAGAGUACACCAUCGAGAGCACCUCGAUCCCGGUGAACCCCCGCACCAACCGCCCCGUUGGAUACGCUUUCGUCGACCUUGUGACCGCCAGCGAAGCUACCGCGGCCAUUGAGAGCCUGUCUGGCAAGGAGAUUCUGGCGCGUAAGGUUUCUGUUCAGCUCGCCCGCAAGCCCGAGCCCGUUGAGGCCAAGGAGGGUGCCGCUAGCGGUGGUGAGGGUGCCAGUGGCACCGAGGGUCGCAAGCGCACUGGUGGCCGUGGUCGCGGCCGUGGUCGCGCUCGUGGCCGUGGUGGUCGCGCUGCUCGUGGCCGUGGUGCUCAAGAAGGCGAAGCGACCGUUGGCGAUGUUGUCGCUACCGAAGAGGCUGCUCCUCUCACCGAGACCACCAACGAGACCGAAGCUGCUGGUGCCGAGGGAGCCAAGCAGCAGACUAAGCCCCGCGCUCGUACCCAGAAGCAGCGUGGUCCUCCCGAGGACGGCAUUCCUUCUAAGACUAAGGUUAUGGUUGCCAAUCUGCCUUAUGAUCUGACCGAGGAUAAGCUCAAGGAGAUCUUCUCCGCCUACGAGCCCAUCGGUGCUAAGGUUGCUCUGCGCCCCAUCCCCCGUUUCAUGAUCAAGAAGCUCCAGGCUCGCAACGAGCGCCGCAAGACCCGUGGCUUCGGUUUCGUCAGCCUCGCUACCGAGGAGUUGCAGGCCAAGGCUGUUAGCGAGAUGAAUGGCAAGGAGAUUGACGGCCGUACUAUUGCCGUCAAGGUUGCCAUCGACAGCCCCGGAAAGGAAGACGACGAUGUUGACGCCGCCGCUGAUAAGAGUGAGGAGACCAGCGCUCCCGCUGAAGAGAACUCCACCCCCGUUGAGACCCCCGCCGAGGCCUAA